Messenger RNA from Eriocheir sinensis (Chinese mitten crab), 14390 nucleotides. Its product is annotated as zinc transporter foi-like. Gene Ontology annotation, biological process: intracellular zinc ion homeostasis; zinc ion import across plasma membrane. The coding region runs from base 237 to 2606 and encodes 789 amino acids. The transcript is spliced from 12 exons. Lineage: Eukaryota; Metazoa; Arthropoda; Malacostraca; Decapoda; Varunidae. Gene Ontology annotation, molecular function: zinc ion transmembrane transporter activity. Gene Ontology annotation, cellular component: membrane. The record is from RefSeq and is a predicted model, not a curated record.
GAGGUAUUUCUCGCCACACCAGCCCAACCUCCAUAUUGGACUUGGGGCCUUGCACACGGCACUCAGGUGAAUGUUGGGUUUUGUAUCACAGUUAGUUGGUGGAGAGGAGAGGAGACGAGAAGGUGAGCUUGCCGUCAACACCUGCUACCAUCACCACCACCACUACACCACCUCCACCACCACCAGUAUAGUCACACCUGCCCGCCCGUACAACUCCCUGUCCAAGCUCCCCGUAUAUGCGAGGUCCAAUGGCGGUGUUAGUGCCGUGGUUUGUGAUUCUCAUGGUCGCGUGUAAGGCCUGCCAGUCCUGCCCCGCGCCUAACGCAACCGAUGACCAGCUCCUCACAAACGACCCCCAUCUGCGUCACCUAUUCGCCCGCUACGCCGAUCAUGGUCGUAACACAGUGGCGAAUGGGGUCGUCAUCACACCAGAGGGCAUGGCCAGGCUAGUACGACACCUCCAGAGACGAACAGGCCACGACCAUGAGCACGAGGCGGGGGAUGAACAUGUCACGCACGACCACCGCCCCCACGACCACACAUGCCACUAUUCUCACGGCGGGCAAGACGGGGGGCAUUCUGGAGACGACCCUGCGGCCUCCAGUGACCCAGCCACCCCCGACGACCACCAUCAUGACGACCACCACCCCGACGACGACCACAGCACACCCAAGGACGACUCCAACGACCACCACCAACGGGGACGACGACUAGCCCCCCUCAGGAAGCGUAGCGUCUCCACCCCCUCCCCCGCCCUCGCCCGCCCCCCCACGACCCCUCGCCCCAGAAGUAACCACCUCCAUGACGACCACCACGACGACCAUGACCAUGAAGCAGCGACUGGAGGCCACGACAAACACACGCACGCACAUGGUGAUGAAAACAACCUCUCUAAAUCAACAACAACAAGGACAACAACAUCUGCAGAGGAUCAAGCAAAGUGCAAGGAACUAAGGGAAAAACUACUCCCCGCGAAUCCUUCCUCCUCAACCCCCGUCAAGGACUCCAUCACGGCAAGGGGCUUCCUCACGCUCUGCCCCGAACUUGUGGCCUACCUCGACCGCUGCCCCGACCCGGGAGACGCGGCGCACAGCCAUGAGGACCACGAGGGACACGACCACACCGGGCACUUACACGACCACGCCCACGACCAUUCUCGCGACCAUGACCAAGCCCACCCCAGCCACGCCGAUCGGGACUUCAGUACAGAGAGCUGGGUUGGUGCGGUGACGAGCAUGGUGGUGAUUGGUCUUGCUAGCCUGGCCUGCAUCAUGCUCAUCCCAGCCCUGAAGCGCGGCCUGUACUACGAGCAGGUCAGCCAGUUUCUCAUCGCCUUGGCCGUGGGCACCCUCGCUGGGGACGCCCUCGUUCACCUACUGCCCCAUGCCAUAUCUAUGAAGUUGCCAGAGGGGAGCAAUGCCCACGUCCUCCACUCCCUGUACGGCUUCACGGCGCUGGGAGGCAUCAUAAUGUUCCUCUUCCUGGAGCGUUUCCACAACAUGUUCUGUGGCCAUGGACACAGCCACAGCCACAGUCAUGAGCUGGCCGGCGACAUGACCAAGAGCAAGAGCCUCUUUCUGCAGGAGGAGAUGGACAAGGAGACAGUAGGCACCACCACCACCAUCGAGGACGCAGGCAGUCAGAGCAUAGACAGGAUAGGUGAGAAACUCUCCAAACAUUCCAAGCAUAAUUCUUUCAUAUAUGCAGAGAGUGUCCUAACCAUGGACGCACAAAACUGCUUUGAGGGCUGCAGCUCAAGCCCAAGCAGCGACGCAAAUGGGAACACCGGCAAUGGGCUGGAGCGAGGGCGGUUCACGGACGAGGAUCUGGCGUCGCCGCACGAGGAGACGGAAGUGUCGGUCGGCAGCUUGGAGAAGCCGGCUGAGAAGAAGCUUGCCUCCCACGCCACCGAGAGGGAGAGGCUUGUCACCACCCCUGCGGAGAAGUCGGAAAUGGGCGGGGAACUCUCUCUGAUCCUGGACACGGCCCCCGCCUCGGUGCGCCCCAAGGUGAUCCGGCAGAACAGCAGCAGCUUCAACAUGGUGCUGCAGGAGUACCACGUUGGGCAUCACGGACACUCCCACCACGGCCACUCCCAUGUCACAGGUCGGAAGGACUCCCUGCGUGCCAUGAUCCUGGUUGGGGACGCCCUGCACACAUUCUUGGACGGCAUGGCUAUCGGCGCGGCCUUUGGCACAAGCAUCACGGGCGGGGUGGCCACCUCCAUCGCUGUGCUGUGCCAUGAGCUGCCACACAAAGUCGGGGACUUUGCCUUGCUGUUUGAGAUGGGGAUGGGUCUGGUGCAGGCCCUCAAGAUGAUGCUGAUGCUGUGGUUCUUCAGCCUGCUGGGGGUGGUGAUGGGUGUGCUGCUGGGCUCCAUCCCCACCGCCUCACCCUGGAUAUACUCCUUCACCGCCGGCGUCUUCAUCUACCUGGCUCUGGUGGACUUGCUGUCCGAGCUCUCAGUGAACCGCGGCGGCAACUCUGGCGGCGUGGCAAGCCAGAUGUUCCUGCAGGGCCUGGGCAUGUUCACCGGCGCCAUCAUCAUGCUCUUCAUCGCCAUCUACGAACACGACAUCGAGGACCUCAUCAACGGAUCUUUCUGAGAGACCAGCGUGAAGAAGGAACACACUCGUUGCCAAGCCAGAAAAGUCGUUGGCAUAUCCAAGAUCUCAGACUGAAUGCUCUUCGUGUGGGACCAUGAUUAUUGUGUGUUGUUUGUGCCCCUUCUCUGGCGUGUCAGUGGUGUUAGGUCUUGUGUUGUGGGUUUGUGGGUUCAUCCUCUGGUGGGCAGGUGGGUGGAGGGAGUUUUCAAGGAGUGAUGUUGUCAGGUUUUGGGGCUUGAUUGGGAGGUUUAGGAAUGGUUAAAAUGGUGUUCUGGAGAUGUUUUUGUGUGUUUGUGUGUUAUUGAGAGGGAAGGGUAGAGGAAUAAGCUAUCUUUGCACCACAGUGAAAGAAGAAAACCGAUUGGAAACAUGAGAGAGAGAGAGAAACAUAAGAGGGCAACAGUAACUACCCAUGUUGGUUUGUCUCAUUGGGGGAGGAAGGGGUAGAGGAAUAACGUAUCUUUGUACCACAUUGAAAGAGAAAAGCCAAUUGGAAACAUGAGAGAGAGAAAGAUGGCAACAGUAACUACCCAUGUUGGUUUGUGUCAUUGAGGGAGGAAGGCAUAGAGGGAUAGUCUAGUUCUGCACCACAAUGAGAGAGGAAAGAUGAGAAGUAGCAAGAGAGAGAGAGGAAAAGAGGUUUGUGUCACUGAUGGGGGUGUAGGAAGCUAGGUUAUUUUUUCACCACAUUGAAAGAGGAAAGUUGAUCGUAAGCAAAAGAGAGAGAGAGAGUGAGGGAGACGAAAAACGAGAAAUAACAAACUACCCAUGUUGGUCUGUGUCACCGAUGGGGGUGUAGGAAGCUAGGUUAUUUUUGCACCAAGAUGAAAGAGGAAAGUUGAUCAGAAGCAAAAAAGAGAGAGAGGGAGAGAGGAAAAGAGAGAAUUAACAAACUACCCAUGUUGGUCUAUGUUACUGAUGGAGGUAGGAACAUAAGUGAUUUUCAGACCACAGUGCAUGAGGAUAGCAAAUAGAGAGAGAGGAAAAGAGGGAUAAUAACUAACUACCCAUGUUGGUUUGUGUUACUGAUGGAGGUGUAGGAAGAUAAGUGAUUUUCAGACCACAGUGGAAGAGAAAAGCCAAGAGGAAGCAAUAGAGAGGAGGGAGACAGCUAACUAACUAUCCAUGUUGGUUUGUGUCACCGAAGAGGAUGUAGGAAGAUGUUAUUUUCGGACCACAGUGGAAGUGGAAAGCCAAAAGGAAGCAAUAAAGAGAAGGAGAGAGACAGCUAACUAACUACUCGGGUUGAUUUAAAGUGUCAAGAAGAAGUCGUACCUUUGGCUCGCUACAGGUGAUCAGGUUGUGAGGUUCUGCGCCUACGGGAGUUGAGGUUUUGGAGCGCGGAGAUUCGGACGUACAUGCAAAGACUUGUAUAUUUUAUGGCGAUUAUUUUGUAUAAAACCUGAAACUAAAAAAAAUGGCAAGGGAGGAGGUGUGCGUAUUGUGGUGUGAUAAACUAACGGCAAAUAUUUUUCAGACACGUAUAUGAAAGACAAAUAACAUAAACAUACACACUAGCACACACACACACACACACACACAUACACACACACGCACGCUGUUUCACACUAAAACAAAGGGAGAUUGAGGAAGUAACAUUUCAUCUGUGUUUAAGAACCAUUGUGAUAAGUUCCUAUGGCGUCUCAAUAUCUUUUUAUAAUCGUUUCUUUUUUUACGUGCAUUUCUUCAGCUCGAGAAUAUAUAGGGUUGAGCAGAGUGAUGUCGUCAACUCACUCUGACGGAGGAGAGGAAUUCACACUUAUCUGGCACCCUAAUGUAGACUUUUACUUGACGUUUUAUAUAUUUAGUUAAUGACAAAACCAUCCUGCCCUCCCUUCAAGCUGGCUGUGAUUGGGAAGUGUGGAUGUAGGGCCUUGACAUAUCCUAUCACCAGUGUUGCCAAGUCCUCAUGGUGGUUCUUGGCAGACUACCACUUCUUGUUCUUCUCGGCAAAGGAAGGAAAGUGCCAGAGGUGAAAAUGAAACAAGGGAAAGGAAUCUAAAAGCAAAACUACUAUUCCUACUGUGACUUGGGGGCUCAGGAGAAGGAGGAGGAACUUAUAGCGUCCUAAUGCUGUACUUACAUCACGAGUUACUUAUUCGUUUUGCAAAUAUUCACAGAGGGAGAGAGUAAGGAGAUUGUGUAAGGCGUGAUCUCAUUGCUAUUCAAACUCUGGCAGGAAAAGGAAAGAAUUAAAAGUGUUAUUAGAAAGUUAUACCUCAUAGUUUCAAGGGAAUUUGUAUACAGGAUUUACAUAGAAGACUGAGUAAAGUGUAUUCUCAAUCCUAUUCAAAGUCUACAAGGGAAAGAAAUGGAUUGAAAGUGUUAUUAAAAAGUUGUAUCUCAUAGUUUCAAGGGGAUUUGCAUAGAGGAUUUACAUAGAAGACUGAGUAAAGUGUAUUCUCAAUCCUAUUCAAAGUCUACAAGGGAAAGAAAUGGAUUGAAAGUGUUAUUAAAAAGUUAUAUCUCAUAGUUUCAAGGGGAUUUGCAUAGAGGAUUUACAUAGAAGACUGAGUAAAGUGUAUUCUCAAUCCUAUUCAAAGUCUGCAAGGGAAAGAAAUGGAUUGAAAGUGUUAUUAAAAAGUUAUAUCUCAUAGUUUCAAAGGGAUUUGCAUAGAGGAUUUACAUAGAAGAUUGAGAUUAAAGUGCGAUCUCAUUCCUACUCAAACUCUACAAGGAAAAGAAAAGGAUUGAAAGUUUUUUUAUUAUACCUCAUCAUUUCAAGGGAAUUUAUGUAUAGAGGAUUGACAUGGAGGAAAAGCAAGAUGUAUGUUAGUAUCUGAUCCUCUCUGUAUCAUUUAUAUAAGAUCGUGUAGCUCCCCAUUGCUUCUAUUUAUUAUCUGGUUCUUUUGAUAUCGCAACAUACUCGAGCUAUUUUCUUUUUAUAUACAUUCAGGAAGGAAACGUAUGUGCUGUGCGUUAUGUCUGAGGUUUCAAGUGUAUUUUAGUGUAUGUAUUUAUUAUGUCGCCCAAUGGAGGGAUACUGCCAUAAUAACUUUUGUUUUGUUUCGAAUUUUGAAGGCUAUGAUAAGCAAUGUCCUUUUGCUUCCAGUGUCAUCAGUAUUUAAUUGUUUUCAUACAUACUAUGCAUAUUUAUAGCAUCAUGGAUAUCACACGCUCAUUUCUGUGGUUCGUCAGGGAAGGCAGCGGCUGUACCUGGGAUGCUCGGGGCCUAUCUUCAUGUUGGGUCAUUUCCACGGUCCAAAAAGUGUUAUUGUAAGCCCCCAAACUAAUCUAGACUCUUCAUGUUUGUCAGGUCAUCUAUUAAACUUCUUCUUUUUCUUCUUUUCUUUAUUCUUCUUUGUUUAAUGUCCUUAUUUUCUCUCAUGGGGCUGGACAAUUUCCCUUAUUAAGCCCAAACCAAACUUUACCAUUCACGUUCAUCAGAUCUUCUGCUAAAUUUACUCUUUUUUUUCUUUGCUUCAAGUAAAUAUUUUCCCUCGUGGGGUUGUAUAAUUGCUCUUAUGUGGUUGAGUGAAGGUCUUCGACUAAGCACCCAAUACUAAACUUAGCUUCUGUAUGAACACCGAACACUAUACAAGAACUUAUCGUAGUCUUUGGUAUUUGGUUUGGGAGCUUACAAAACUGCUGUAUUGGACUAUGGAACAGGCCCUCUUACCUUAGCCAGUGACAUCCUGGAGAUUAACAACACUUUAUGCUUAUAGUCAAACCAUUUCACUGAGUCCGUUGGGGCGCUGGCUUACACGGGUCCUUUUCUCCACUCUGUUCUGCCGCACAGUCCCAACACAUAUUGUUUCCUCUCAUAUGUUACCUUUAGCUAACAUACGAAAGGAAGAGAUAGGUGUUGGGUCUGUGCGGUAGAGCAGAGUGGAGGAAAGGACCCACGGACUAUAGUCAUUCACACCCAAGAGAAAAAAAUGUGUCUUGCUCUCAGGCCUCAGAGUAUUCCAUGUCAUCCAUGUCACUCGCUGCAUCAUAAAGGUUCAUUAAGUCAAAGGCAGCACCACACUCUUUCCCAUGAAGUCCCAGGAACAUGUCUUUUGAGUCACACCAGAGCCAUAGAAUAGGAGAGCUUCGCCGACUUCAUCACAGGCAUCAUGUUGGUACCAAAAGAUCCACAUGAAUUGAAAACGAUGCUGAUACAAUAGUGAUUUUUAUGCACUAGGUAGCUACUUCUAUGAGAUCCUGAUGAUACUUAGAGCACACAUACACAAAAAAAUAUAUUGUAUCAGCAUCAAUUUGAAUAUCAUGUGGUUCUUUUGGUAACAGUGUGGGCCUAUAAUCAAGUUGGCUGUACUCUUCUAUUCCAUAGCUCUGAAUCUCACUUAAGUCGGCAUUAUAAGACAUUUUCGCUUCUCACAUCAACUAUUUCUAAAGGUCAAAGAGGGGGUCAAUCGGGUUAUAAUGAGUGCUUCUUUAGGUUCACGGUACAGAAAAAGGGUCACACUACCACCAGGGUCAUAAAACUACUCCUGGAAAUGCCCAAAACUUAUACGAAAGCCUUGUGAAAUAUGUGAACUUGGGAGACAAAAUGUUUUAAAAUAUGUCACUAAAAGACAUGUUUCUGGGGACUUCAGGUCGUUGAGGGAUCUGUUGAUAGUCUGGUCUGUUUCUUUGCUACGAUAUCACUUCAUAGAUAUACCAAUGUACUUAUGUGUUCUUUGUGAGGAGCAGAGGUGUGUGCAAAAUCUUUAAUGCUCCAGUUUGAUUAUAGUCUCCCUACACAUUCUCCAGAGGCAGCGUUACUAUGUUAUAUUUUCCGGAUAAUUACGCGAUUUAUAUUUUUCCCUGUAAUGUGAAUUCUGUCCUGAGUCGGUUUUUCACAUCUUACACAUGGUGUGGAAAAAGUGGUCAAUUUACAGUUUCACCCAACCAACGAUUUUCCCACGUGGUUCAUGUUUUUCUGGUGAUAAAUGUAGUGAAUUGCAUGGUUUUGUACCUCAUUUCCGUCGCAAAUGUCUACGUUUCAAGUUAUGCCAGUUAUGACGGAAAUGAGGUACAAAAUCAUGCAGUUCACUACAUUUAUCACCAGAAAAGCAUGAACCACGUCAGAAAAUCAUUGGUUGGGUGAAACUGUAAAUUGUCCAAAAAAGUUUACUACUACUAUUACUACUAAUGAUAAUGAUGAUGAUGAGCUAAGGUCCAGAUUCUUAAACAUAUUGGUCUCCCAUAUGACUAUUUCUCAAGGCCACAGAGAAGAUUGUCCGGGUUUUCAUGGAUGUUUUUUUUCUGUUCAUGGCGCAGAAGCCGUGUAAAACUGUCACUGGGAUCAUGAAACAGUCCAUGGAAAUCCCAGCAACUUCUACGAGAGGCUUUUGAAAUUGGCGAAGUGAAGUGCCGAGAUGUUUAAGAAUGUGGGCAUAAGACUCAUAACUGCUUGCCACUCUGCUCAAUUGAAGGGGAAAUGUGUCGAAGCAGGCAGGUGUGUGUCUCAGCAGGCGUGGCAUUCUUGCUUGCUAGUAGAACAGUUGUCUACAUGGGUGCUAACUUUAGAUUACAUUUGUGUUAAGGCUAAAACUAGUAAAAGUAUCCUACACUAGAAAUCUACUAGGUUACAUGACUGACUUUAUUUUGCACCUUAAGAUUAAAGCCGUAAGUCAUAAUGUUUGUAAGCCUAAAAGAGAUGACUAGAUUAACUAAUUUUUAUUUUGUAUUUUUGUAUUAAGGUUGAAAUUGAUGGGAACUGAUUUGGUGUCGCUGUGACGAUGUAAGACUGUGGAAACUUUAUUUUAUGGUAUGCGUUAAGGACAGAAGAAGGAGACUCCAAUAGCAAUACUGCACCAGGAAUAUUUCACUAACCCUUAGACGACGGCAGUAUUUGAUGAGUAGCUCCCCCAAAAUGAAUCGUCUGUGUAUAGUCACUGCUGACCUUGGGAACGUAGCACUAAUAUAGUUACGCCGCAUAAGAGGUGUUUUAAGUAUCAUCUGUCUGGAAGUGUUGUUAUAUUUCUGCCACACAAAACUGACUGACUGAAUUUUGGACCAUCUAUUUAGAGUUCCACCGCCGUCUAAGGGUUAAGUGUACGUCUUUAGCUUAAGUCCAUAACUAAAGCAUAACAGAAUAAAAAGAUAUAUUACACAAGCUUAAAAAAUAGUACUGUAUAUUUUGUUAACAGGAAAGGGAGAUGGAGAGGGAGGGAGAGAGAGAGAGUUAAGCACAAAAUACCAGAAAUUUAUCAAAUACUUCCCUGUACCACAUAACUAUACUCGCAUUGAAGCUGACAACCUUACCAAGCAUGAAUAAAGAAUAAAUUAAGUCCCCCAAAAGUUAGUAUCCACAUAUACCAACCCCACCAAGACUCAUGUUCGACUGAAGGAUGAAUUUGAACCCCUUAUAAAGAACAGUAUCCACAUUAACCUUGAGAUUAAGUUAAGGUAUUCAACCCCACAUAUUCAGCUGAGGGAUAAAUUCAAUUUCCCUUUGAAAAUCAGUAUCCAUAUAAAGUUUGAUCUCAUUUUAAGGCUACUAACCCCACCAAGACUCAUAUUCGACUGAAAGAUGAAUUUAAACCCCCAUUAAAACAGUAUCCACAUCAGCCUUGAGCUAAAGUUAAGGUAUUCAACCCCACAUAUUUGCCUGAGGGAUAAAUUUAAGUCCCCUUUAAAAAUCAGUAUCCACAAAGUUUGAGCACAUGUUAAGUUAUUUACCCCCACCAAGAGUAUGUUAGGUUCGACUGAAGGAUGAAUUUAAACCCUCAUGAAAACAGUAUCCACAUCAGUCUUGAGAUAAAGUUAAGGUAUUCAACCCUACAUAUUUAACUGAGGGAUGAAUUUAAGUCCCAUAUGAAAAUUGGUAUCCAUAUAAAGUUUGAUCUCAUUUUAAGGCUGCCAACCCAACAAGGCUUUGAUAAAUGUUAGACUACAGGAUAAAUUUGAUCAAUGAAAAACAGCAUCUGUAUUAUCCUUGAGAUCAUUUUAAAAGGGUGCCGACCCCAACAAGGCUUUGACAUAUGUUAGACUAAAGGAUAAAUUUGAUCAAUGAAAAACAGCAUCCAUAUUAUCUUUGAGCUCAUUUUAAAAGCCUGUCAAACCCACCAAAAAUACACCAGUUGCCUUUUACAACAUGACUACACUCACAUUAAAGCUGUCAACCUCACCAGAACUUUGAUAUAUAUUUGAUUGAAGGAUAUAUUCAGCCCCUGAGGAAGAACACUCAUCUUUCUGGUACUUCCGAGAGGUUGUGAAGCUUAUUUUUAUCUGUUUUCUUGAGGACGUGUUGAUCAGGUAUAGGAGUUGAGAAGACACAUUGAAGGAUAGAAAAUUUUAUCUUAUAUGUAUUCUUUUUUUAUCUCUGGGUGUUCAAUAUGUGUUCUUUUGUCCUCUAUUUAUCAUAUUCAUCUAUUUAUUAUUUACUUUUUUAUUUGGGUGGAAGUUGCAUAUAGAGAGAUUAAGUGAGACUCUUGAGGUGAGGACUGAGUUGUUGGUUCAAGCUGCUGUCACUUGUCACAUCACCUACAAUAAGGAAACAGUACCGUAUCUUCACUAUGGAAUCUCAGCAUUCUCAACCCUGAAUAGAAGACAGCAUAAUCAGUUGGUUUCUCAUGUGUGUGUGGUGUGAAGAGCAGUUACACUAGGCAAACAGGCUGUGAGGGGGCACUGUUCUGUAUCCUCCCUGUGCUGACCAUGACAGACACCAAGUGGGGAUAUUCUGAAAUGCUUGUGUGUGGUGGAGAGUCACUGUGCCUCGGGAAGUGCCAUUCUGCCUUUGUGAAGGGGGCAUGGAGUGUUAAUUGUCUUACCCCUUGACUGCGGAUUUCCUACAAGAAGACAUCACCAAGCUACAGGAAUGGAACAAAAAAUGACUGUCAGAAUUCAAUGAAGAAAAAUGUAAAGUCCCGCAUCUUGGACCAAUACCACUUGGGAAACACUCCACUGCCCACCACAGAGGCAGAGAAAGACCUGGGAGUAUAUGUUACCAGGCUACUAGUGAGAGCCAAAUUCGUUCCAGUUGCAGUGGACGGGUUAAUGAACUGUUGGGGAGACCUUAUUAACAUUACCAACAUGGGACUUCAAGUGUUUCAUCAUGUACUUAGCUUUCUGAGCCACCAAUGCAAUACUGUACCUCUUUAACAUGUGAUUCUUGUGCUGCAACACUGUGAUUUAACAUAAAACACACACACAGCAAGCAAGCAAGCAUAGGUACUUAAGACUGCUCAAGGGCCUCUCCUAGCAUCAGCGCAAUUCAUACUACUACUACUACAAGAUCUUUGCUACUACUACUACUACUACUACUACUACUACUACUACUACAUGCAGCAUCAUUGUAUAGUCUAUUCCGCUUAAGGUGAGAAUGUGUCAGGAAAUUCGCUCCUUCCCAUAAGUGACAGAGAAAGGGCACGGCUGCUCUAGUGCUGGAAAUUGGUGGACAGUUGAUCCAAUGGGGGUUAGGCAAAAUCUGUCCUCAAGUAGAGUCAGGUAGGAGUGUGUUGGACUAUUGGGUUAGAGGUUGGUAUCAUAAGGUGCUUUUGCUCCUCACAUCAACUAUUUCUAAAAGGUCAAAGAGGGGGUCAAUCGGGUUCUAAUGAGUGUUUCUUUAGGUUCACGCUACAGAAGAAGGGUCAGACUGCCACCAGGGUCAUAAAACUACUCCAGGAAAUGCCCAUAACGCCUACAAAAGCCUUGGCAAAUAUGUGAACUUGAGCGACGGAAUGUUUUAAAAUACAACCCAGAGCAGUCAUAUCAGUGUGUGUGUGUCUGUAGGAGCCUCAUGUGUACUUCUCUGAUGCAUUCUCACCUCAGGCUAAAUGAAGUAUGAUACGAGAAACUGUCUGGAUGCUGAGAGUUACGCAUCAAAGCUAAAUGUAACCCGCAAGUGCUUCUCAGACAUUUAGUGUACAGGUAUAUGUAGUUAAAAGACUUGGGUUCAUUUGCAAUACGUAUUUUUCCUGAGUCGUCUUUCUGGUAUAUUUCUGAGAGGUUGUGAAGCUUUAUUUUUCAUGUUUUCUUGAGGAUGUGUCGAUUCCAUACUACAUAUACGAGUUGAGAAGACACAUUGAAGGAUUGUGAGUUAAGAAAGUGUGUGUUGAUAUGAAGAUUCUGUUUAUUAGUGAAGAAAUUUCCAGCUGGAGUGAGAUUGAUGUGUUUGUUAGAGUACACAAGGGUAUUAGUAGCCCACGAUUUUUUGGUUUUUAUUAUUAUUUAUCUAUUUAUUUAUUUUUUAUGCAGCUGAAAUUAGUUUGUGUCCGGUUUUUAAAGGAUUAUGAUUACACUAACCACUUCAGUCCAUGGCAGGUGCUAAUGUGUAUGUACUUUCAUCUUAAUAUUAUGUGUCCUGAGAGAGAGAGAGAGAGAGAGAGAGAGAGAGAGAGAGAGAGAGAGAGAGAGAGAGAGAGAGAGAGAGAGAGAGAGAGAGAGAGAAUAGACUUCCAGUUAGUUUGUGCAGAGAGGCCCUUCUUCUGUGCAAUGUAUUUUUAUCUUAUUUAUUUAUUCAUCAUUAUUAUUAUUAUCAUUACAUUUUCUUGCACGUUCUGGCUGAAAACCGUCUCCGCAGAACAUAUCCUGGGGCUGUAUUCUCAAGCGUUUCGACACCCCAGCACAUACAUCCAAUUAAAAGGCUCUACCGGUAAUAGAAGUUAGAGGGAUUUGCAUGGGUGGUUUCAUGACCCAGGCGAUAGAUUUCCAAAGCUUCUGUGCCAUGAGUGGAAAAAACAUGUAUGGGAACCUGUCUUAACUUCUCUGUGGCCCUUAAAAAUUAUACUAACAAGAGCUGAAAGCAUUUGAGAAUCCGACUCCUGGAGGGUGAGGUGUCAGGGGAGUUGUUGGAUAUGUUUCGAAUACUGACGUGAGAUGAAGAUAAAAGGAAAAUUCUUAGUACGUCAAGUGAGUGUAGGGUUGAGGCAGUCUGCCGUGUUACAUAGUCGUUUGUAUUUUCGUUAUUGUAUUUUUUUCUUGAAGGUGGAAUGGUUAAGGGAUUUAUUUUCACACUUACUGUUUCUCAUACAUGUUUGUUAUUGUGUAUUUUUUGCUUAUAGGGUAAUAGGUUGGAGGUUUUUCUUUACACUUCCUAUUUCUCAUUCGUUUUGGUCAUUAUAAUCUUUUUCUUGUAGGGCAAAGGUUUGGGGAGUCCAUUUUCAUACUAGUAAUUUCUUAUAUAUGGUUGUCAUUAAUAUUUUUUCCUUAUAGUGCAAUUUUUUGACAAUUAUUAUUUCUUAUUCAUUUUGGUUACUAUAAUUAUUUUUCUUUUAGGGCAAUGGUUAGAGGUCUUAUGAUAUAUUUAUACGUGUUUGCUAUUCUAUUUGUCUUGUUGGGUAAUAGGUUGGAGGUUUUUCUUUACACUUCCUAUUUCUUAUUCAUUUCGGUCAUUAUAAUUUUUUCUUGUAGGGCAAAGGUUAGGGGAGUCCAUUAUCAUACUAGUAAUUUCUUAUAUGUGGUUGUUAUUCUUCUUCUUAUAGGGCAAUGAGAUGGAGGUUUUUCUUGACAUUUCUUAUUUCUUAUACAUUUUUGUUAUUUAUUUUUUCUUGUAGGGCAAUUUGGGAUUUAUUCUCUACCAUAUUUAUCCUGUAGGGCAAUGGCUUCAGGGAUUUACCUUCACACCAUUAACUUCUGAGUAAUCUCAUCAUGGAAGCGCUAAUUUCAUCGUGUCCGCUGCUGUUAACACUUGAAUAAUUGGACAGCGACAUCAUUUUCUUUUCUGUAGGGCAAUGGCUAUAGGGGGGUUCACAUUCACUUAUUUCUUUUUUUAUCUCAUCAUGGAGACACUAAUUUCGUCAUGUUCCGCUGCUGUUAACACUUGAAUACGAGGACAGAUAAUAGACUUUUUUUUCUUUAGGGCAAUGGCUAGGGGGAUUCACAUUCAGUAUUUCUUUUUUUAUCUUAUCUCACCAUGGAGGCACUAAUUUUGUGUCUGCUGCUGUUAACAUUUGAACAAUUGGACAGACAUAAUUUUUUUUUCUCGUAGAUCUAUGGUUUCAGGGUCUCAUCGCCACACUGUUAUUUUUCAUCUUAUCGUUUCGUCGGAGAGGCACUAAUUUCAUCAUAUCCGCUGCUGUUAAAUUUUGAAUAAUAAGACAGACAUAAUUUUUCUCUCUCGUAGGUCUAUGGUUUCUGGGUAUCAUCGCCACACUUAUUUUUCAUCAUGUCGUUUCGUCGGACAGGCGCUAAUGUCAUCUUGUCCACCAGCUAUUAACACUUGAAUAGUACGACAUAGACUUUGUACUUUAUUUCUUUCGUAGGUCAGUGGUUCGGGGUUUUGUCACACUGUUAUUUUUCAUCUUAUCGUUUCGUCAGAGAGGCGCUGAUUUCAUCGUGUCCACCAGCUAUUAACACUUGAAUAGUACGACAUAGACUUUGUACUUUAUUUCUUUCGUAGGACAGUGGUUCGGGGUUUCAUCACACUGUUAUUUUUCAUUUUAUCAUUUCGUCGGAGAGGCGCUGAUUUCAUCGUGUCCACCAGCUAUUAACACUUGAAUAGUACGACAUAGACUUUGUACUUUAUUUCUUUCGUAGGACAGUGGUUCGGGGUUUCAUCACACUGUUAUUUUUCAUUUUAUCAUUUCGUCGGAGAGGUGCUAAUUUCAUCGUGUUCGCUGCUGUUAACACUUGAAGAAUUGGGCAGAAACAUAAUUUUCCUCUCUCGUAGGUCUAUGGUUUUGGGGUCUCAUCGCCACACGUUUUUUUCAUUUUAUCGUUUCGUCGGAGAUGCGCUAAUUUCAUCGUGUCCGCUGCUGUUAACACUUCGUAGCGCCGAGACGUGUCAGUGUGAAGCGUCUCGUAAGAACCGUACACUGUGCACCAUUUCUGAACGCAUUGUGAGAGGAAUCAUCAAUGUCCUGUGGCAGUACGUCAUCAUGUCGGUAUUGUUUCUACAUAAAUAUGAGGCUUUGA